UCUGACAGCAGGUGCAAAAGCAAACAAGCAAACAAAAUAAAAUGGUAAUUUAUUCGUGUAAUCAACUAUUAUAAACCAUUAAAACAAAUGGGACCCAACAUUAUUUAAGAUGUUUUUAAUGAAAGUGACUAAAAUGGAAAUGGUUUGUUAUUUUGUAAUAUUUAUUCUUGCUUUCAUUGUUAGGGUGGAAGGGUCAAUUUAUAAAAACUUGAAACAUUUUGAAACAAUUCAUGCAGAUGAAAUAACGCACAAAAUCGUCAAAAGGGGUACUACUGAGAGCAGUCAUCCUUUUAAUAAGAUAAAGGAAGUUAGUUUUUAUACACAUGGACGAGAUUUUCGACUUAUUUUAACUCCAAAAAGGAGCGUUUUACAUUCCAAGUUUAAAGCAUAUGCGGUUGAUGGGGACGGAAAAGAAACUUCAGUUCAUAUAGAUCACGAUGAUUUUUACCAUGGUCGUGUGUUUGGAGAGACCGCUUCACACGUUAGUUUGCACAUGGACGACGGCAUUAUGACUGGUAGUAUCCAUUUACCUGAAGAAAUAUACCACAUCGAGCCAUCGUGGCGCCACAUUCCUCACUUGGAUAACAAAACCAUGAUCACGUACAAACAAUCCGAUGUAAAAUUUAGUUGGGACCAUGACGACCUUCCUCCUGGUCAAGUAGGUCCCCGAAUAUGUGGCUAUGUGAAAGAAGGAGAAGAACUCGUCGACGAUGAGUUUGAGGGGCGAAAUCAAUGGACAAGACAGCAUCACAAAGUAAAAAGACAAGUGGAUCAAUACGAAUAUACUCCAACCAAGACAAGGUGCCCCCUUUUACUCGUCGCCGAUUAUAGGUUUUUUCAAGAAAUGGGAGCGAGUAACACGAAAACAACAAUCAAUUAUUUGAUUAGUCUCAUAGACCGUGUCCAUAAAAUCUACAAUGAUACCAUUUGGCAAGAUCGGCAGGAAGUCGACGGUUUCAAGGGCAUGGGUUUUGUGAUUAAGAAAAUUGUAGUUCACAGCGAGCCUACGAGGAUCAAAGCGGGUGAAGCUCACUACAAUAUGGUGCGUGAAAAAUGGGACGUGAGAACUCUGUUGGAGGUGUUUUCACGCAACCACCAAAAUAAAGGAGUUUGUUUAGCACAUUUAUUCACGCACCAAACGUUCCAAGCUAGGGACUCUGUAGUUUUAGGCUUGGCAUAUAUUGCUUCACCUAGAAGAGGAUCGCAUGGAGGCAUCUGUACACCGGGUUAUUAUCAUUUCCUUUUUUUAGUUUGCUUUGUAUGGUUGUGUGUUUUGGUUUUUAGCAGGGAAUAUACUCACAAAGACUUCUGCUUGGCCCACUUGUUUACCGAUCUUAAAUUUGAAGGAGGUAUUUUGGGAUUAGCUUAUGUGGGAUCUCCAAGACGCAACUCGGUUGGGGGCAUCUGCACCCCAGAAUAUUUCAAGAACGGGUACACCCUGUACCUAAACUCGGGCCUGAGCUCGAGCCGAAACCACUACGGCCAAAGAGUCAUAACCCGCGAAGCCGAUUUAGUAACCGCUCACGAAUUCGGCCACAAUUGGGGCUCUGAGCACGACCCCGACAUCCCUGAAUGCUCACCUAGUGCUAGUCAAGGAGGUUCCUAUCUCAUGUACACCUACAGUGUCAGCGGUUACGACGUCAAUAACAAACGAUUCUCUCCGUGCAGUUUGCGAUCAAUCCGGAAAGUCCUCCAAGCCAAAUCCGGUCGCUGCUUCUCCGAACCGGAAGAAAGCUUCUGCGGGAAUUUACGAGUGGAAGGCGAUGAAGAAUGCGACGCUGGACUGCUAGGCACCGAAGACAAUGACGCUUGCUGUGAUAAAGACUGCAAAUUGCGACCGAAAGCAGUUUGUAGCGAUAAAAAUUCGCCAUGUUGUCAGAAUUGUCAGUAUAUGACCAGCGAGGUGAAAUGUAGGGAGGCGCAAUAUGCAACGUGCGAACAAGAAUCGAAAUGUACGGGACACCAAUCCGAGUGCCCCAAAAGCCCCCCAAUGGCCGAUGGGACAAAUUGCCAAGAACGCGGCAAGUGCAAAGGGGGCAAAUGCAUUCCGUUUUGUGAAACACAAGGCUUGCAGAGUUGCAUGUGUGAUAUAAUUGUUGAUGCGUGUAAGCGUUGUUGCCGGUCUAGUAUUAAUGAGACUUGUUCUCCAGUCGAUCCGCCUGAUAUUUUAGCCGAUGGAACACCCUGUAUUCAAGGCUUUUGCAACAAAGGACAUUGCGAGAAGACAGUCCAGGAUGUAGUUGAGCGAUUUUGGGAUAUUAUCGAAGAUAUCAACAUCAAUAAAGUUUUAUUAUUUUUACGCGAUAAUAUCGUAGGGACUGUUGUGCUAGUUACAGCCCUUUUGUGGAUCCCCACGAGUUGUGUUAUCAAUUAUGUAGAUAGGAAACGGCGACAUGAGGAGCACGAACGCCGAGAGUGGAGGAAUAAAAGUGAUUUAAUUCAUCCCUCUGAUAAUAGAAGAAUAAUACGUAUAAGGGUACCGAGAAGGAAUAAUACGUAAUCUGAUUUUUUUAUUGUGAUACAAAGUGUUUUAACCUGAUUACCAUUUUCCAAAGUGUUCAUAGGUUAUUGUGUAAAAAAUUCAAGUAUUUGUAAAUACUCUUAACGCUUUAUUGUGGUUAUAUCACUUAAAUUUAUGCGAACAAAUUUUAUUAGGUACUAAGAAAAUAUUUCAAUUUCUACAGAUAGUCAUUAAAAAAGUGAUGAUAAUGUAUUAUGAUAUUGUGUUCUAGUGCAGGAAUUACGUACUUAAUAUGAUUUUAAGAAUUGUGUAAUGAAUUUAUUGUUUAGUUUUUAUUUAUUUUAAAUGCCAAUAUGAAUAAAUUAUAAAA
Molecule: messenger RNA, 2831 nt
Organism: Tribolium madens (black flour beetle)
Lineage: Eukaryota; Metazoa; Arthropoda; Insecta; Coleoptera; Tenebrionidae
Gene: Tace
Product: ADAM 17-like protease
Exons: 10
Coding region: 110-2500 (796 amino acids)
Biological process (GO): Notch signaling pathway; membrane protein ectodomain proteolysis
Cellular component (GO): plasma membrane
Molecular function (GO): metalloendopeptidase activity
Source: RefSeq, a predicted model, not a curated record